Messenger RNA from Homarus americanus (American lobster), 5871 nucleotides. RefSeq lists its product as uncharacterized. The record is from RefSeq and is a predicted model, not a curated record. NCBI's taxonomy places the organism in Eukaryota, Metazoa, Arthropoda, Malacostraca, Decapoda, Nephropidae. Gene Ontology annotation, molecular function: GTP binding; ATP hydrolysis activity. The transcript is spliced from 3 exons. The coding region runs from base 254 to 2758 and encodes 834 amino acids.
CGUGGCAUCACCGGACAGAGCCCUCUUCUCCCCCUCGCGGUCUCGCCCAUCACUUACUUGGCGGGAGUCGACGUGGAUAGACGUCACGGCUUGAGCCCCGACACUCCUCGCUCUCCCUCACUGUGAUUCCUCCUUGGCCACCUAUGUGAUAAAGUAUUGGCGUACCUUCCUGGAUGGUUCUGACAACACAACUAGUCACCAGACUGCGGUACACUUGUCAUACUGGAGCUGCACUCGAGUGACACAGCUGAACAUGACUUCCUCCUCAACCAUGGCAACCCACGAAGACCUGGAAGAAAUCGAUGUACAAGUGAAGGAGGUGUUCCCUGGGUGGAUUUACUGCGCCUCAGCCAAAGAGUUCUACCGCCAUGACAGUAUACUGAAGGUUGGAACUCAAAAACGUAUCUGCUACACUCUAAGAACCUGGCAUGGAAAGGACUUAAGUGAUUUAAAACAAGAUGAAGCACAUCAAGACAGACGUUGGGUAAAAGACAUAGGCAUACUAGAUUGUAAGAACAUUCUUCUUGUUCAGGGAAGUAAAGUCCUCGAGGAGGAAGGUAGAAACAUUAUCCCAGACUGUUUUAAACAUACUGUGAGUUCAGUUAGCCGUAAAUACAAUGCUCACAUGUUGAUGUUUUUCUCAGAGCAUAUAGAGGAUGAUGAUAGAGCUAGAAUGGAGACUUCUCUUUUAAAUAUACUAUAUGAAAGUUCUAAAUUUAUUGUUCCCCGAAAAAUGCUGACAAAUUUUAAACAGGCACAUGUGUAUAGCAGUGAUAAUGAUACAGUUUCCCCAGUUACCAAGACAUCUAUCAGUAAAAGUGGAGACGACUUCUGCCAUAUACUUAAGAAUUCCAAGGUUUCUGACACCCCUUACUCUGUGCGUCUCAUGAAACCCAUUAUAAUGGCUACAGGUGACCCAUUAGGAGCUGGUGUUAAAGUGACAGAAAAAGCGGUAAAUGCUGCUACAAUUACUGCCGGAAAUCAGAACUUGGAACUUCAAAACUCAAGAUUUAAGGCUGAUGAAGGUGUUAGUCAACAAACAAAUAUAAAGCAAUCAAACGUUAGCUCCAGAAGUUCUCCAAAGAGUCCAGAACUGGGACAACAAACUCAGGCUUCUGUACACCCUCAGCUGACACAGAGUAACACACCCUCAGCCAGUAGCCACCGCACAGAUGAUGUACAAGAACUGUACUCUUGGUCAACUACUGAAGAUCAUUCAUAUCCUGAUACUAUAUACAACCCAUAUUCAUUAGGUAAAGAUCCUUGUAGAAGUCUGCGAGAACCCAUGAGUGAAAAUACAGUUGGCGAUUUGCCAGAGACCAGUAGCCCAAACUCUCAGAAUAACAAUAAAAACUUACAGACAACUUCACAUAUACAUAUAGAUAAACGACAAAAUUCUGGUAAAGUAGAAGAAUAUUCCACAGUUUCCAGACUAGUGUCAAAUAAAAGUAAACUGGACGAUUAUGCACAGUCACACACCACAGCCACCAGAGCAACUUCAAGUAAACAUCUCGACAAUGAGUCUAGAAUCCUUCAACCAAUUAAAUCACUCUCAGAUAUAUGUGGUAUGACGAGGAAAUAUUUUGGUGUCGUCAGUUCCAAAGAGAAAGAAAAGGUUAUCUUCCUCGUUGGAGCUUCUGGUAGCGGGAAAACCACGCUUGUCAACUUCAUUGCCAGCUGCAUCAAAAAUGCCAAAAGUCCAUCUGAUGACUUGGUUUAUGUAGAGCCAAAUUCAAAGGAUGCAUACUUCCGUACAACAUCUAUUACUGCAUAUACAUUUUGCUUCAUGGAAAGUGAGAUUCCUAUAACUAUCAUUGAUACUCCAGGUUUACAUGACUCCUCGGGGCCACAAGUGGAUGAUCAGGUUCACUUACUUAAAACCUUCAUCGGAAAUGCUGCCUCAAACGGUCUUGAUAUCCAUGCUGUUGGUUUUGUAGCUCGGGCUCAUGAAGUGCGUCUUACCUCUUCAGAACGCCUCCUUAUGGACUAUUUGUCAACACAGUUUGGCCAGCGAGUUGCUCAUCACUUGAUCCCUUUUAUCACAUUUAUUGACAACCAGAAGGUUCCUCCAGUCGUCGAGGCAAUGAGGUCCUAUGGAAUAGAAUCCAAGUCCUUCUUAAAAUUCAAUAAUUCUAUAUUCAAUAGAAAUCCAGGGCAAGAAAUUGACGAAUUCGACAUGAUGUACUGGAAGAUUGGGAACAAGAGCUGGAAGAAGUGUGACAUGAUCUUGCGAGAGCUGUCACCUCUUUCACAGAAUGGAGCUUGCGGCAAAGCUACUAAGGAUUCUAGUCUGGAAGAGCUACGAUCCGAGGUUAUAAACUUCAUAAAGGACGAAGUGGUUCAGAACUAUGACCAUAUGUCGAAAUUUAUAUCAGAUCUGCGCCGCCUAGGUACUGAAGAGUUCGGUGUGCCUAUUGCGGAGAGGACCUCGAACACUUAUCCAGAUGAUGUAAAUUAUAAAGGAAAUGCUGACCCCUGUAAACAAAGUGAGCAUCGUCGUGUGUCCUCAGACGCUGUCUUCGGUGUUGGGAUGGAAUUAUUCCACACCCUUGGAAAUAUUUAUAAUCUGGCAAAUGUUAGUCACCAGUCAGCUUACGAAACUAAUGAAUGUCCAAAGAUUUUGUUUUGUAAAAUAUGUAGAAAAAUGCAUGAGGUGGAAAGAUUAGAACCAACAAGCUCUUUUCCUACUUUUACCAGUAAACGUACCAUCACCUUCAAAUGUAAAGAUUGUAAGUGUAAUGCUAAUGAACAUUGUUAAUUAGUCUGGUGUCCCAAAUUCAAAAAAAGGCUUAUUUUUAAAGUUGGUUUACCCCGAGAGGUAUAAAGCUACAGCAAUAUUUUCUUCUUAAAGAGGUGCUUCGUGAUUUUUUUUGCCUGGUUGUAGAUCUCUAGGUGUGUGCAUUCCCUCACAAUCAUAAUACUUUGUUUUGCAUGAUUAUUGCCAUUUUACCGAAUUUUUGCAGUAAGAGAAAAGCUAAUGCCCUUCACAUAUCGCCACCGAAUCGAUGCAGAUAUAACACGUGCAAAGUCUGCUCGUGACCGUUUGAUGCUGAGACAUACAACUACAUCAUGGUUGUCAAGUACCAGCCCUCAAACACAGAAAGAGCAUGGAGAUCAACGUCUAUCGAGGGAUGAAGACCACGUCAAGAAAAUUGCCAAGAAGCUACGGGACUUCAACCCUUUUAGAAGGAAUAACACAGAGCUGAUAGGUAUUUCGACCAAUGAUGUUGCUUCCUUCGAUAUCAAGGCUGAUUUGUUAACUGCUGUGGAGCGAGGCAAAGUCCUGGUGAAGACAUUCAUCAAGAGCCGACUUAAGCAGAACCAUAAAGAAAAUUUCUAUAAUGUCAUUCCUAAGAACAGGUCCAAAACAUUUGCAUCAAAAGAGAUCGUGACCUACUCAGACGGCUUCUCAGUGCUUCAACAAGUGGUAGAGAAAUCAAUCAUUCACUGUUGCUACAGCAUGAAUUAUCACCAAUGCCGCUUGAUCUUGCAACAUUUGAUGGAAAGCUCAGAAAACCAGAUAAGGUCCUACUCUCCCAUAUAUUAGCAAAUGCACAUGAAGUAACGGAAUUGCCAGCAACAAAUGAGCUCACCUGAGUACUCGUUGAUGGUAUGGUCUUAGUUCAAGCCUUGGGAAAGCCAUCUGAGGCUACAAAUUUUGGGGAGCUGACUGAAAUAUUCUGCAAGAAUAUUUUGAGCCACCUCCGAGGAAUAUGUAGCAGAGUUAACGUAAUAUUUUAUUUCUAUAGAAACUAUUCCACCAAACCUGACAUUCGAAUGUUGCAAAGGAAGAAAAAUGCGGAGAAUUAUCGACUCUAGAAAUGUACAAUUCCCAACAACAUGGCACAAUUUCGUAAACCUCGAUGACAAUAAAACCAAUCUCAUUCUAUUUCUUACCAAAGAGCUUCCGGUCCAUGCCGAAAAUCUCCCUGUGGAUCAGGAGCUUGUUGUUGGGGGUGUGAAAACUCUGAAACUGUUGUGUUAUCAUCAGUGCCCAGGAAGAGGCAGACACUAGGUUGGUCCUUCAUGGACUAGAUGCUGCUCAAAACAAUUAUCAUAGACUUGCUGUUUAUAGUAGGGACAAGGAUGUGUUGGUACCUUUUACUCACCACGUUAAGAGGUGUGGAUGCAAGCUGGUACAACAAGUAACCCUAGGUUUAUUCUGGUGCAUGAAGUAACGCAGUCACUCUUCCCAGUUCUUGUUGCCAACUUGCCAGCAUUCCCUGCAGUCACUGGGUGUGACACUACUAGUCAAUUUAGUGGUCAUGGAAAGACGUUAGCUUGGACAACUUAUACCUCCCAUCUACAUCUUUUUGACUCACUUGGCGAUAAUUCUGAGGUAUUUGUGAUCAAGCUGUAUGAUCCAACCUCACACGCAACAUCAGUGAAUGAACUUCGAGCUGAAAUGUUUCAUCAUGUGGACAACCCAGAGAAAUUUCCCCCCAAAACGAUUCUUUAGAACUACACUUGAGACGAUGUCAACACCAAAUUCAGUGGCUGCCAAGCCAGAUACCACAAACCCAGAAGAAUCUGGGUGGUAAAUGGGUCCCAGCAACACUUUAGUACCCACACUGAUGCAUUUAGAUCCAGUAUCAACAGUUUGCUCAGAGUUGUUAACAUGUGGUUGUAAGAUUGCAAAAUGCACCUCAGGAUGAUGCACAUGCAAUAAAAACCAGUCACCAUGCUCUCUUACCUGUGGGUGCAGGAGAGACUGUAACAAUCCAUAUAAUCCAUCUUUUUCUGACAGUGAAGAAGAGGAUUCAGAUGAUGAAUGAUUGACAUCAAGGAAUGUCCUCAUGGUAGAUAACUUGCCCACAUACAUUUGAUGCUUUGUUUAUAAAUCUAAGAUGGCGGAGAAGGAUAGAUUGUAUGAUCACUUAUCAAUGGUGUGAUUGCUCAUAAAUAUCACUUUAUAUGACUGUGUGAAAUAACAGUAUUUUUAUAAUUUGCUUGCAAUUGUGUUGGGAUUGAUUGAUGUAAGGUGUCAUAAAGAUUUUAUGAAUUUAUGACCAGUUAAAUUAAUAAAGAAACAGUUUCACAGUUCUUCCGAGUUGAAUCCAACAAGACUCACUCUCAAAACAUGUUGUUUAGCUCGUCUAUGUAAGUGUGUGAACAUUAGCUACAUCCAGACAUCUUGUACACUAGAUGUACAUUUUUUGUAACUUCAGUUAAUAUUACUGAUUUUAGAAAAUAUUUUCGGUCCAUAUUAAGAAUAUUUUGCACUUAUCUGUCAGUGUGUGCACAAAAAUACUGGAAUAAUGUAGAAUACUAUUUCAAUUAUUUUGUCAUUUGUCUUUACAGUUGAGCUUUUACUUCUGCUCUUGAUUUUCUGUAGCUAUAGAUUUUCUUGUCUUAUAUUCCUUACUAUAAUUAUUGUUCUCUUUCCACUGUAAAGUCCUUCAUAUUAUUGUUAUUCCCGCACUUUUCAUAAGAUGAUAGGUCACUAUUUAUGUGGGAAAUAUUGCAUAUCCAACAAUUAGUGUUAUAUACUGUACUUGUUCAGCGAGCAGCGUCCUGGAUGGUGCAGUUUGCUAUAACGUUAUUACUACACUUAAAAAAAAACGAAGGUCUUUAAGCGCGUAACAAGGUUAGUAAUACACGAGUCCAACUUUAAAUUAUUGUGGGAGAUAGAACUCUUGGAUGGUGUCAGUCUAGCACCUUUGCUCGUGUGUGCCAUCUAAUUGUGGGAGAUAAUUAAUUUAUGGUAAAAUAAUCGUUGUACAACUUACACAGUAUAAUAAUUUCGACUUGAGGUAUGGUUUUAAUUCCAAUUACACUUAAGUGUUUACCUUGUCAGCAAUUUUCACAAGCAAUUGUUGUAUGAAAGUCUUUCCUGUAAUUAUCUGGAAAUAAAAACAGCGAGGUAUAUAA